Molecule: messenger RNA, 2133 nt
Organism: Chenopodium quinoa (quinoa)
Lineage: Eukaryota; Viridiplantae; Streptophyta; Magnoliopsida; Caryophyllales; Amaranthaceae
Product: putative wall-associated receptor kinase-like 16
Exons: 3
Coding region: 1-2133 (710 amino acids)
Biological process (GO): cell surface receptor signaling pathway; protein phosphorylation
Cellular component (GO): plasma membrane
Molecular function (GO): protein serine/threonine kinase activity; polysaccharide binding; ATP binding
Source: RefSeq, a predicted model, not a curated record
AUGUUUUACUACUUGUUUCAGCUCAUCAUUGUAGCUCUGUGUACGUGGGUGCACCCAUCGUUGACGGUGGCAUUACUGAUAACAGCUGAUCCUCCCAUAGCAAAGCCUGGCUGCCAGGAUAUCUGUGGGAAUGUAAGCAUUCCAUACCCAUUUGGAAUAGGGGAUGAUUGCUACCACAGCCUACCAUACUCGCUUACUUGCAAUACCUCUUUGUUGCACCCAAAACUUUUUCUGAAUGAAUUUAACCUUGAGGUUGAACAGAUAAGUAUUCAUACUUUGGUUCAGAACACUAUAACAGUAAAAACUCCGCUGCAGAAGACCUGCAGCAUCCUAGAUACAAAUAUAAGCAGCAUCGAUCUUAGGGUAACUCCUUAUUUGUUUACGGCAGGGUACAAUUCUCUUUUUGUUGGGGGUUGUGGGAGUAGCACCCUCUUGUUAGAUAGAAGCAAUAAGAUCAUAGGAGGGUGUGCAACAGUUUGUGAUAAGAGCCCUAUGAUAACGAAUGACUGCAUUGGCCGUGGGUGUUGCAGCUUUAAUCUUCCUGCUUCACUUGACUUCUACAGCAUGAACAUUUUCAACUUUGGUAAUGGUACUAAUGACUGCACAAACACCAUGUUAAUGAAUAGAACCUCAUCAAUUAUCAGCGAGGCUGUUGAUCCAAGUCUCUCUAAGUUUGCAGUAGUCCCGACAGUACUGGAAUGGACACCCGGAAACAUAACAAUGCCCGCUGAUGACCCAAACAAAAAUUGUCAAGGCCCUCCAGAUAAGUAUGAUUGCUAUUGCAAUUAUGGAACUUUUGGGAAUCCUUAUCUUCCAUAUGGGUGCCAAGUCCCUAAAGAAUGCAAGGAAUGUAAGCUAGGGUGCACCAAGCAAGGGAACCAUUAUCUCUGUGUCCGAUGCAAUGAAGAUAAAGCUUAUACAAGGUUGGUCCUUCUGGUUCUUCUUGGUGGUUCAAUCAUUGGCUUAUCGUUGUGUACUGGAAACAUAAGCUGCAUAUAUCUUUGUAUUAAGAAACGGAAGCAUAUGAAAAUGAAAGAGAAAUUCUUCCACCAAAAUGGUGGUUUUUUGUUGAAACAACGGCUUUCUUUGAAUCAAGGCAGCAAUGAUUCAACAAGAAUAUUUACUACUCACGAGUUGAGGGAAGCCACCAACAAUUACAGCAAGCAUAACAUUCUUGGACGUGGUGGUUUUGGUACAGUGUAUAAGGGGAUUUUACCAAAUGACCAAGCAGUUGCAGUUAAAAAAUCCAUGGUAAGUGAUCAGAGUCAAGUCGAGCAGUUCAUCAAUGAGGUGGUAAUCCUAACCCAGAUUAUCCACCGAAAUGUGGUAAAACUCUUAGGAUGUUGCUUGGAGACUGAAGUCCCUUUGUUGGUCUAUGAAUUUGUUUCCAAUGGAACUCUUUUCGAUCACAUACACAAUAAUGGUGCACGUUGGCUUUCAUGGGAAAACUGUCUGAAAAUUUUAACUGAGGCUGCCAAUGCAAAUUCUUAUCUGCACUCUGCAGCUUCAAUGCCCAUCAUCCAUAGAGAUAUCAAGUCUUCCAACAUUCUCUUGGAUGAUAAUUUCACAGCAAAAAUAGCGGAUUUUGGAGUUUCCAGGUUAGUCCCCAUUGAUCAAUUUCAAGUUACCACCCUGGUGCAAGGAACUUUUGGGUAUCUUGAUCCAGAGUAUUUUCUUACAAGUCAUCUGUCUGAGAAGAGUGAUGUCUACAGCUUUGGUGUAGUUCUUGUUGAACUAUUAACAAAGAGAAAACCAGUUUCCUGGGAGACCGGACUGGAAGAUAGAAACUUAGCAAUGCAUUUCAUUAGUGCAAUCAAGAACAAUCAGUAUUUUGAUAUCCUUGAGCCUCAACUCAUGAAGGAAGCAUCUCCUGAGGAGCUUAUUACUAUCGGAAAUCUUGUAGCCCAAUGCCUUAGUGUAAAAGGUGAUGAUCGGCCAUCCAUGAAGGAAUUUGCAAGUGUGUUAGAUGGAUUAUGUAAGCAGACACAGGAUCAUCAGCUUAUUCAAGGCAACAAUGAGAUCCAUGGCUUGUUAAGUGAACAUCGGCUUUUUCAGCCCUCCAUAGACCAGAAUUCAUCUUGUCAGUUGACUUUUGAGAAGGAUAUGAUUAUUGAGAUAUGCUCUCCUCGCUAG